GAGCAAGAAUGAACCAAACCCUAAUUAACGUUUGGUCUAAAAUGUGAAGCAAAGGAUUGUAUGAUGUUCUUCUCCAAAGAGAUGGUGAAUUUUGGUUUGACUCUCCCUUCCCCUCUUCCCAUUGAUGGGUAUGUUCUAAAGAGAAAGAAAAUGGGAAGAGUUGCCUUCCAUUUUCAGAAACCAUUAUGGAUGUUGAAGAAUGUGCUUAGAAAUUGGAUUCCCAAAUGGGAUUUUCCUCUCAGAAUCAUAUCAUUUUUAGUGACCCUUCUUGUCUGCUCUGCUGCUUACUUCAAUGUUGUUUCCCUCGAGAUCGGGAUAUGGGACGACAGCCGUGCUGUGACAAGGUCGGACUCAAACGAGGCCCAUGGACGGUGGAGGAAGACCAUAAGCUCAUGAACUUCAUUCUCAACAAUGGCAUCCAUUGCUGGAGAUUGGUGCCUAAACUUGCAGGUUUGCUAAGAUGUGGAAAGAGUUGCAGACUAAGAUGGAUCAAUUACCUGAGGCCUGAUCUCAAGAGAGGUGCUUUCACAGAAAUGGAAGAAAACCAAAUCAUUCACCUUCAUUCCCUUCUUGGUAACAGGUGGUCGAAAAUCGCAGCACAUUUCCCGGGUCGAACCGAUAAUGAAAUCAAGAACCAUUGGAACACUAGAAUCAAGAAGAGAUUGAAGCAACUUGGUUUGGAUCCAUUGACACACAAAAAACUCAAUGAGAAAACAGAUAGACUGAAAGAAAAGUUGUUUAUUGCAUCCAAUCCUUUAAGAAAACAAGAGGCAAUAAUACCAAAUUUUGAUUUUGAGCCAAAGGAAAUAAACCAAGUUGCAUCCCAUAUGAUAUCAUCAGAUGGUUCAAGUAAUCUGAUGUGCAAAGGCAUUGGAUAUGAAAUGUGGACGGGCGAAUUAGAAAGCAACAGCAACAUAUCGUUUUCUUUGGAGUAUUGUUCUUCAAUGAAUGAAUCUCUAUCAAUAAUCAAACAGAACUCCGUACAGUUUGAUAGUUUGUAUUCACUUCCUUCAUGGGAUGAUGGGGUUCCCAAGUUCAAUCCGCUUGAAAAGGAUGACAUUUACUCGCUCGGGAACGGCGGUGGCUACUACAUUGAUACUUUCUCUCAUUAAGCUUUCUUUCUAUAAAGCCUACAUAUGUUCCACAUUGUGAACUUGGGUCAUAUUUCAUCAGUUUUCUUAAUCACUGUAAUUACUUUUGUUUUUCUUUCAUUGUCAUGCUCAAUAA
Messenger RNA from Benincasa hispida (wax gourd), 1227 nucleotides. It is a transcript of the gene MYB40, whose product is annotated as myb domain protein 40. NCBI's taxonomy places the organism in Eukaryota, Viridiplantae, Streptophyta, Magnoliopsida, Cucurbitales, Cucurbitaceae. The record is from RefSeq and is a predicted model, not a curated record.